Molecule: messenger RNA, 602 nt
Organism: Melospiza georgiana
Lineage: Eukaryota; Metazoa; Chordata; Aves; Passeriformes; Passerellidae
Product: late cornified envelope-like proline-rich protein 1
Exons: 1
Coding region: 1-333 (110 amino acids)
Source: RefSeq, a predicted model, not a curated record
AUGUGCUCCCGCGGGUCUUGCCACGACUACGAGUCCUCCUGCCAUGGAUCCCGCUCCUCCUGCCAUGAGUCCCGCUCUUCCUCCUGCCACUCGGGGCCCUCCUGCCACUACACCAUCCAGAGGCAGCCUGUGCAGAAGUUCAGCUACGUGACGCCCUGCUGCCCCCCGGUGCAGCCCUGCUACCCCCCUGUGCAGCGUUACUGCCCCCCAGUGCAGCGUUACUGCCCCCCAGUGCAGCCCUGCUGCCCCCCAAUGCAGCGUUACUGCCCCCCAGUCUGCCCCCAGGUCACCAAGAACAUCUGCAAGCUGCCAUCGUCCUACCCCAAGUACUGAGGGCAGGAUCCAACAUCAGGACGCACCAGCUCACUCCUCACCCACAGCUUCCAGCUUGUCCCAGUGCUCGUGGCUCUGCAGCUUUGCCACUUCUCUGCAAGAAAAGCCUUCUAAAACUGCAAGAGAUGAUGCAGUUUUAGGAUGAAACCUCUCAGUUUGAGGAGCUCUGAGAUGUUUAUCUUUCCUCUGCCAACACUGGGAAUGGUUCCCUUCUUGCUUUGCUGCUUCGUCCUCCAGCAAGACAAUAAAAAAUGGUGUUUCAAGCCAAA